GAUUGUGUAUAAAUUACAGUUGAGUAUAUUUGACGAAAAGAAGAGUGAAUGGAUUUGCGCAGUUCCCAAGUAAAGGCAGAAUAAUUAUUAAUAAUGUGACGUUGAAUUUCAGCAAAACAGACUUGACUGAGUGAAAGAAAUAUAGACAUCACAUGCUCUUGUAAACGAUUAUGUACAUUGAUGCCCCUAACCAAGACGUCAUUUUAUUACAAGCAUUCGUUGCCAUUGCGCAGUAUAAAAAAGACUGGCACUAGUAGGGAAGUUAUUUCCACUUUCGCGCCAUGUUCACUUUCCAAAUGUGAUGUUGUCAACGUAGUUUUGGAAAUCUUUGAGGAAUCUUCAUAUCUUUGCUCUUUUUGUACGUUUGUUCGUCGAACCAAUGAAAAUUUGAUAAAGUGUGCCAUUUUUUGUUUUACUUGUGAACUGUAGCACAGUAGUCAGUAGCAGAAAGAAUAAAAUGGCGAAAGUGAAUAUUUGCAACGUUACAGUUCUAGACAAUCCUUCACCAUAUUUUAAUCCCUUUCAAUUUGAAAUCACGUUUGAAAGCUUGGAAGAGCUCAGUGAAGAUUUAGAAUGGAAAUUAAUCUAUGUUGGAUCGGCUGAAACUUCCGAUUAUGAUCAAGUAUUAGACUCUGUGUUGGUUGGGCCUGUUCCUGGUGGACGUCAUAUGUUUGUCUUUCAGGCUGAUAGCCCAGAUCCUAAGCGCAUUCCAAUUCAAGAUGCAGUUGGUGUAACAGUUCUGUUGUUGACCUGUUCAUAUCGUAAACAAGAGUUUGUUAGGAUUGGUUACUAUGUCAAUAAUGAAUAUACAGAUGCAGAAUUAAAAGAAAAUCCUCCUGACAAAACAGACUUUCAAAAGUUGCAACGCAAUAUUCUUGAUUCAGAACCUCGAGUGACAAAGUUCAAGAUUGAAUGGGAUAAUGUGAAAGAUGAAAAGGAAGAAAAAAAUCUUUUUCAAGGAUCAGAGCAAAAUGUUAUGAUCACUUCAUGAUAAUAAUUAUACAACUGCUUUAAUUCUGCUGUUAUUUAUGUUAGUUUAUGUAAAAAUUACAAAACUUGCCUGAGAAUAUUGUAAACAGUAUAAAUAUGAAAAACAUUAUAUGAUGAUAAUUGCACCAUGAUAUUUAAUUUGAGAUAAGGUCAUAACAGAUCAUUUGUUUUAGAACAAUGUCAAAAGACUUAGGGCAAGUAACCAGAGGUUUAACAAAGUGACGAAAGUUUCAACAUUGCAAUCAGACCUUAGAUGUUUAAUUCCGAGGCUUAUCCUGUUAUUCCACAUAUCACAAUUUGUUGUGCAACUAUUUUGUAAGUAUGUAAGACUUAGCUAGUUUAAUUGUUAUUAUCUCAUGUUGUAAGUUUGUAAAAAGAAAAAUACCAGACAUUUUGUUCAAA
Molecule: messenger RNA, 1392 nt
Organism: Xenia sp. Carnegie-2017
Lineage: Eukaryota; Metazoa; Cnidaria; Anthozoa; Malacalcyonacea; Xeniidae
Product: histone chaperone ASF1-like
Exons: 4
Coding region: 458-991 (177 amino acids)
Biological process (GO): DNA replication-dependent chromatin assembly
Cellular component (GO): nucleus
Molecular function (GO): histone binding
Source: RefSeq, a predicted model, not a curated record